AUGGCUCUCUUGGAGAUGUCUCUGAAUAUUCAGGAAACCGAGGCUACGGGCCGCAAGAGAAGCCAUGAUGAGUUCGCAGGGGAGACCGUCAAGGUGGAGGACUCUGAAGAUACCAAGAUGCAGACUUGCAGCCAGCCCGAGGGCGAAUGCAGUCUACCCUCCAUCGCUGUAACGGGCACCCAAUCCACCUCACAGGCGACACCAGAUCUUACCGAGGCCGGCAGUAGCACUCCCACCCGAAAAUCUCCGUCACCCCAGACACCGGUCAAAGGCCAAACCUUACUAAAGCCAAUGGUAAUUGGAUCCGCAUCGAAGUCGCCAGUGAACCCACCGAAGCGAAAGAAGUUGACUCCUGCCGAAAAGGAGGCUCGUGAAAAGGAGCUUGCAAAGCAAAAGGAAGAGCGUGAAGAGAAGGCAGCCAUUCGAGCUGUCGAGAAAGCCAAAGCUGAAGCGGAAAAGGCAGCCAAAGCUAAAGAACGUGAGGAGAAGAAACGCGAGAAGGAGGAAGAAAAGAAGGUGAAGGAUGAGGAGAAGAAGAAGAGGGACGAGGAGAGAAAGAAAAAGGACGAGGAAAAGAAGCGAAAGGAGGAGGAGGCAGAGAAGAAGGCUCGCCAGCAACGAACACUCGGCUCUUUCUUCAAGGUUUCCAACACCCCUAAGAAGGCUGAUGACAGUGCCAACGCCAAGAACGGCACAUUUCGAGACGGAAGCCCCGUCAAAGGUGUCAGUCAGGUGUCAAAGUCAGAGUACGAGAAGUUGUUCAAGCCAUUCUUCAUCAAGGACAGCACAACAGUGGCCCCCGUUGGACCCCGGAUGGACGACGAAACACGCCAAGUCAAGUCAAAGAUCGUGGACGAAUGCAUUGGUGGUCAGCGUGCUGAAGAGCUUCAAAAGGAUGCUUCAUUCGACCCUGUGCAUCUGUUUGCCUUGCCCGGCAAACCCCGAAAGCGAGGCAAGCUCCAUCACCCUGUUAGUCACAUUAUGGAACACGUCUACAAGGAGACAGAGAAGUCGGACAAUUCUGGAGCAGACAACGCCGAUAAGAUCAUGCGAGAAGCCCGCGAGAAGCUGUCCAAGGUGCCUAUGAAGGUGAUUGCCUUUUCACAAGAUGUUCGGCCCCCUUACUAUGGAACUGUUACUUUGAAGACGUUCGCUCUUGGCAAGGACAACAUCAGCCAACUGGCUCGCAAGCCAACAAGAAGAGGACUGCCUCUGGACUACGAUUAUGACUCGGAAGCCGAAUGGCAGGAGGAGGAAGGAGAAGAUCUGGACGUUGACGAUGACGAGGAGGAGCUCGAUGACGAGGAUGACAUGGAAGGAUUCCUCGACGACUCUGAAGAUGCUGGUCUAUCUCGACGGCUUUUUGCCAACACAUUGGAACCAGAGAGCACUGACCAGGUACUAACUGACGCAAGUGGUGAUGCGCCUAAGCUCGUCAAGUCAGAGCUCAUGGAUGACGUGAAGCGGGCGAUUCUUGACAACAAGGCGUUAUCCAAGGUUGGAAUCAUUGACUUUGUGUUUCAUCUUUUCCGAGAGCACGUAUCUCGAAUAGAGGUGAAGAACACGAUCGAACUCGUGGCAGAGAAGACCGGCAAGGGUCGCUCUAAGGAGUGGGCACUGAAGCACGGUCACGAGAUUGUCUCGUGA
Fusarium vanettenii 77-13-4 is the source of this 1647-nucleotide messenger RNA. RefSeq lists its product as uncharacterized. The record is from RefSeq and is a predicted model, not a curated record. The transcript is spliced from 4 exons. NCBI's taxonomy places the organism in Eukaryota, Fungi, Ascomycota, Sordariomycetes, Hypocreales, Nectriaceae. The coding region runs from base 1 to 1647 and encodes 548 amino acids. Gene Ontology annotation, biological process: nucleosome assembly. Gene Ontology annotation, cellular component: nucleus; CAF-1 complex.